AUGGCAAACAAAACAAACAAGACAGACAACGUCAUAUCUGCGCUGCCCUUGUGCCCGUUUCGAUGUCAACACACAUGUCAACACAUGCCUGGAAAGAUGAGCCGCUUACGCCCAGUAUCUGACUCGUUGGAAAAUCUCGGCUUUGUGUCCAAAGGAGAUAAAAAGCUGUUGGACCAUAAGACGCAGACCGAGUACUUCGACAAGAUUGUCGAUCGAUAUAUGCGAUUCUGCGCCCGCCACUCUAAAGAUCUCGAUGCAGCAUUGACCUCUCUUCCAACAAGUCGAUCGAACGAUGCGACCUCCAAUCCGCCUGCUUCCCGGCCGAUGAUCAAAUCAAACUCCGCACAGAAAGACGCCCCGCCACCAUCAGCGGAGCUAUCCACACUCCUUCUCUCCCUCCGGAAGCUGCGCGAGGCCGUGCUGGCAACAGCCAAACACACGCCCCCAGAAUUCUCGCAACGAGUGCAUAAUUUCUCCAUUCGCUUAUCCAUUCUCGCGCACCACCCGCCGUCAUACUUCCCUUCACUGCGAUAUGUUGUGGAUAAAUUGCACUCGAUAUCCCACCCACUACCCGACUCUGAAGUCAAAGAAAUGCUCACUUACUUAAUUCUUGAUUACGCCUGUCGGCAAGACGACAUGAUCUCAGCGUUUGAACUGCGAGCCCGGGCGCGGAAAGAACAUGCCUUUAAAUCGCAGAUCGUGGAUAAGGUAUUAACGGCCUUGAUACACGAUAAUUGGGUCAUGUUCUGGCAGUUACACAACAGUGUGGAUUCCCACAUCCGGGCAGUUAUGAAUUGGGCUGCGGACCGAGUUCGCAGACACGCGCUUAAGGCCGUGGGCAGCGCCUAUAUCAGCGUGCACAUUAGUUGGAUUUUGGGCGGUUGCACCGGUGACGAACAGACUUGGACAUGGGAGAAAUUGGUCGAGCAAGAGAAGCUUCGCUGGGAGCGGAUAGAUGACAAAGUCAUCAUCAAAAGGCCGAGGCAGAAUCCCCCUUCCAAGGCGCAGCCAAGCGCGUCGACUGCUUGA
This is a messenger RNA of Penicillium bovifimosum, 1029 nucleotides long. RefSeq lists its product as uncharacterized. The transcript is spliced from 2 exons. The record is from RefSeq and is a predicted model, not a curated record. NCBI's taxonomy places the organism in Eukaryota, Fungi, Ascomycota, Eurotiomycetes, Eurotiales, Aspergillaceae. The coding region runs from base 1 to 1029 and encodes 342 amino acids.